GGCACCCAAACGGCACAUUAGUAAUACCAAGAGUUACUCGCAAUGCUCCCCUAGUCACGAUCCUCCAAUCCUCCUCAAAUCGGCAAUCUCCCACGGUUAAGAGCCGACGAUCUCCAACGGCCCAGAGCCACCAUAUAUAUAUAUAUAUAUAUAUAUAUAUACACACACACACGUAUAGAUAUACCUGAAGAAUUGAAAAUCGAAUGGAAGGAGGAGGAGAGACGAAAGAAGGGAGCCCGACGCCGAUCUUCAGAGAUGUAAGGCGUUACAAUUGCAACUACUGUGGCAUCUCACGCUCUAAGAAGUCCCUUAUUACCUCUCACAUACUCUCCCUUCACCAGGAAGAAAUGAAAGUGCGAGUAGCAGAUGAAGAACAUGAAAGAGAGGGAGCAAAGUCAAAUACGUGUGAAGAUUGUGGUGCCAAUUUCCGGAAACCUGCUCAUUUGAAGCAACAUAUGCAAAGCCACUCACUUGAGAGGCCAUUUACUUGCCCAGUGGAGGAUUGCCAUUCCAGUUACCGAAGAAAAGAUCACUUGACCCGUCAUCUUCUUCAGCACCAGGGGAAACUUUUUCAGUGUCCUGCUAAGAGCUGCAACCAUAGAUUUGCUUUCCAAGGUAACAUGAAGAGGCAUGUGAAGGAAUUUCAUGAUGAGGAGUCUCCCUCCAACAAUGUUGAAGGUCGGAAAGAGUACAUCUGCCAAGAAAUUGGGUGUGGGAAGGUGUUCAAAUAUGAAUCAAAGUUGCGAAAACAUGAAAAUUCACAUGUUAAGUUGGAUGCGGUGGAGGCACUCUGUUCAGAACCAGGCUGUAUGAAACAUUUUAGCAAUGAGCAAUGCCUCAAGGCCCAUCUACAGUGUUGCCACAGCCAUGUAACCUGCGAGGUAUGCGGGACCAAGCAGCUGAAGAAGAACAUCAAGCGGCACCUUCGCAUGCAUGAAUCAGGGGGGUCAUCAGACAGAAUAAAAUGCAACUUCAAGGGCUGCCUCCACACUUUUUCAACUAAAUCAAAUCUCCGUCAACAUGUCAAAGCUGUACACUUUGAACUCAAACCUUUUGCCUGUAGCAUUCCUGGGUGUGGCUUGAGAUUUCCAUUCAAGCAUGUGAGAGAUAACCAUGAGAAAUCUGGGUUACAUGUCUAUACUCAUGGGGACUUUGAGGAGUCUGAUGAACGAUUCCGACUGAGGCCAAGGGGUGGACGCAAGAGGAAGUGCCCAACGAUAGAGUCUCUUACGAGGAAGAGAGUUAUUCCACCAAGUAAUUCUGAUUCUAUUCUGAAUCAGGGGUCCGAGUACCUCUCUUGGCUGCUCUCCUCAUCGGAAGCUGAGGACCAGCCUUGAGUUAUUGAUGGUUUGGCAUGUGGAGAGAUUUUUUUGUGAUGCAUGACUUCUCCAAGAGAUCUCCUUUUGUUAGUAGUUAGAUGCAUUGGAAAAAAUGAUCAUGAGAAAUGAAUAUAUAUUGUGGCUCUCAAUGAAAAAGUAUUUGUUCAAUGAAUAUUUAUUAUUCAGUGGUGGUCCGUGUUAUUAAUCAUGUAUCUUUUUUUGUUAAUGGGGUGGAAAUGUUUUUCCGACUCGAGAAAAGGUUGGUGUUCUGUACUAAGUCACAUAAUUUUUCUAAACAUGAGUCGCUCUCACGCUCAGCGCGGGCACCCGCUAUUGCGUGCUCCGCGUACGCUCUUGCUCCCAAUCCCACUAUGUAUGACUUAAAUUUUGCUGCUUUCGCGCUCCUGUUCUCGCACUCACUCCUGUUCUUCCAACUGCUCUGUGAGACUUAGGUUCUGCGCUAUUAUUCGAGUGAAUGUCAGCUAUUAUAUGCAUGAAAUGCUUUUUGUUUGUUUUUGGAUGAAGUUUCUUCUGAGUUUCAGCUUGGUAAAGCAUAUUAUAGCU
This is a messenger RNA of Cornus florida, 1883 nucleotides long. Its product is annotated as transcription factor IIIA-like. Bases 204 to 1337 code for a protein of 377 amino acids. The record is from RefSeq and is a predicted model, not a curated record. Gene Ontology annotation, cellular component: nucleus. Gene Ontology annotation, biological process: regulation of transcription by RNA polymerase II. Lineage: Eukaryota; Viridiplantae; Streptophyta; Magnoliopsida; Cornales; Cornaceae. The transcript has 6 exons.